CCACAACCCCUGCUUAUGCCGCGCAGGCGCAGUCUGCAGGCGGGAAUGGCUGAAGUGGUGAGCUUCACGGUGCCUACCGGAUCUGACAAGACGCUUUUUGUGUGGGAACUGAGCCCCGGGCCUGGGGCCGAGGCCCUGCAACAUUCUCUGUUCACAGUGUUCUCUCAGUUUGGCCUUCUCUAUUCAGUUCGGGUCUUUCCAAAUGCUCCUGAGGUCACUCCUGGCUUCUAUGCUAUCAUCAAGUUUUAUUCAGCAAGAGAUGCCCACAGAGCCCAAAGGGCGUGUGAUCAGAAACAACUAUUUCAGAAAUCUCCUCUGAAAGUUCGUCUUUGCACUAAACGCAAGAUGCAUCAAUAUCCUGUCUAUCCACUUAACAGCUUCAAAUGCCAAGAACUGGCCAAUUACUAUUUGGGUUUCAAUGGAUGGUCAAAACGAAUCAUCAUGUUGCAGACGCUUUCUGACUUCAAAGUAAAGGAAAAUACAAGCCCAGCCAAGUUAUCUGCGAGACAGAGUCUGAAGUACUUCUGUGCUUUAGAAGUGGCGUUGCCAGCCUAUAAGUGUCAAAGUCGUGGUGUUGGCAUUGCAGAAGAAUGCUUGGAGCUACACGAAGGUCCAUUAGAGUUUCUUAUGAAAAAGAAGAAAACUCAGAAGCUGGCUAUUCAGAAAGCUUUAUCAAAUGCAUUUCAAAAAUUGCUGAUGGUGGUUUUAGAGAGUGGUAAAGUAGCUGUGGAAUACAGAUCCUCUGAAGAAGGAGAUUCUGCAACAGAAGAAUUUGAGGACUUGAUUCAAGUCAAUGAUGUUUCUUGGAAUCAGUCCUACCAAGUGGAAGAAGAAUGCCUCUCUGAUUUCAACCUGGAUGAAGAAUGAUCAAAGUGCAUCUAAAAGCAAAGUUGCCCUCCCCUGUCCCUACUGGGUAGAGCACACUCCUGCAUCCUCUCCCAAGGAGAGGUGGACAGAGGGUGUGUGUGUGUGUGUGUGUGUGUGUGUGAUUUUUAGAGAGAGGCAAGCUUGCCUCCACAUCUUAGAGGGGAAACUGAAGCUGAACUGUACCUCCAAGGACGUAGGGAAUUUGGGGUGAGGAAACUCCUCCACCGCACCUACCAUGGAUGUGUGACGUAGGGAGGGUCACCUAAUUCCCAAGUGGUACGGACAAGGCUUGACCACGUGCUUUAUAGUUGCAGGAGGGCGUCAUCUAGCCUACCCUACUCUCAUAGAUCAAAUAAAGAAUUAAGAAUUUC
Molecule: messenger RNA, 1238 nt
Organism: Antechinus flavipes (yellow-footed antechinus)
Lineage: Eukaryota; Metazoa; Chordata; Mammalia; Dasyuromorphia; Dasyuridae
Gene: RDM1
Product: RAD52 motif containing 1
Exons: 7
Coding region: 16-867 (283 amino acids)
Cellular component (GO): nucleolus
Molecular function (GO): RNA binding
Source: RefSeq, a predicted model, not a curated record